Eremomyces bilateralis CBS 781.70 is the source of this 306-nucleotide messenger RNA. RefSeq names its product bola-like protein. The transcript is spliced from 2 exons. Lineage: Eukaryota; Fungi; Ascomycota; Dothideomycetes; Eremomycetales; Eremomycetaceae. The record is from RefSeq and is a predicted model, not a curated record. The coding region runs from base 1 to 306 and encodes 101 amino acids. Gene Ontology annotation, cellular component: cytosol; nucleus. Gene Ontology annotation, biological process: intracellular iron ion homeostasis. Gene Ontology annotation, molecular function: 2 iron, 2 sulfur cluster binding.
AUGCCCAGCGAUCCGUCUUCUGCCGCGGAUCCUGCAACGAACCACUCCGGCGUAACCGCAGAAAGCCUGGCGCAAAAGCUGAAGGAAACUCUGGGCGCAUCACUCGUUGAGAUUAAGGACAUGUCAGGCGGAUGCGGUCAGAUGUUCGAGGCCACCAUAGUAUCGGAACAGUUCACCAAGAAGACUACCCUGGCCCGACAUCGGCUGGUUAAUUCGGCCUUGAAGGAAGAGAUUGCGGCCAUUCACGCGUGGACACCGAAGUGCUUUACUCCAGAGCAGUGGGAGAAGCGCAAUCAAUCGUCAUGA